Molecule: messenger RNA, 2313 nt
Organism: Dryobates pubescens (Downy woodpecker)
Lineage: Eukaryota; Metazoa; Chordata; Aves; Piciformes; Picidae
Gene: KCNG3
Product: potassium voltage-gated channel modifier subfamily G member 3
Exons: 2
Coding region: 150-1451 (433 amino acids)
Biological process (GO): protein homooligomerization; potassium ion transmembrane transport
Cellular component (GO): membrane; voltage-gated potassium channel complex
Molecular function (GO): protein binding; delayed rectifier potassium channel activity
Source: RefSeq, a predicted model, not a curated record
CUCCCCACCCCGUCGCCAAGCGGGAGCCGCCAGCGGUACAAGCGGCGCCGAAGCCGGGGUCGUGAUAGCCUUUACCGUCCAAGCUGCCCCACGCCUCGCCACCCUGCCCUCCCCCACCCGCCCUUCCCCUCCUCCGUCCCGCCCAAGCCAUGAACUUUGGCCGCGGCCCCUCGGUGGUGUUGAACGUCGGGGGCACCCGGUACUCUUUCUCCCGGGAGGUGCUGAAGGAUUUCCCGCUGCGGCGGGUGAGCCGCCUCCACGGCUGCCUCUCGGAACAGGACGUGCUGGAGGUGUGCGACGACUACGACAGGGAGCGGAACGAGUACUUCUUCGACCGGCACUCAGAGGCCUUCGGCUUCAUCAUGCUGUACGUGCGGCACGGCCACCUGCGCUUCGUGCCGCACAUGUGCGAGCUCUCCUUCUACAACGAGAUGAUCUACUGGGGGUUGGAGGGCUCCCACCUCGACUACUGCUGCCAGCGCCGCCUCGACGACCGCAUGUCCGAGACGUGCACCUACUACGCGGCGGAAGAGCCACCGGGAGAGCCGGUCGGUGGCUCUGAAGGCAAGGGCCGGCCGCCGCAAGGAGCCGAGGGCGGGAAGUGGCUGGAGAGGAUGAGGAGGACAUUUGAAGAGCCCACGUCUUCCUUGGCCGCCCAGAUCCUGGCCACCGUCUCCAUCCUCUUCGUAAUCGUGUCCAUGGUGGUGCUGUGCGCCAGCACCCUGCCCGAGUGGCGGGCGCCGGAGAACCGCAGCGUGGAGGAGCAGAGCAGGUACACAGCAGAAUCAGUGAGGGAGCCCUCAGGGAUAAUCGAAGCUAUCUGCAUAGGCUGGUUCACUGCAGAGUGCAUUGUGAGGUUCAUCGUCUCUAAAAACAAGUGUGAGUUUGUCAGAAGACCUCUCAACAUCAUUGAUUUACUGGCAAUUACUCCUUACUACAUCUCUGUUCUAAUGACAGUUUUCACAGGGGAAAAUUCACAGCUUCAGAGGGCUGGAGUCACCUUGAGGGUCUUAAGAAUGAUGAGGAUUUUUUGGGUGAUUAAACUGGCUCGUCAUUUCAUUGGCCUUCAAACACUUGGUCUGACUCUGAAGCGUUGUUACAGAGAGAUGGUGAUGCUACUUGUCUUUAUCUGUGUUGCUAUGGCAAUUUUCAGUGCACUUUCCCAGCUUCUUGAAAAUGGGCUGGACUUGGGAACAAAGAAUAAGGAUUAUGCCAGCAUUCCUGCUGCUUGUUGGUGGGUGAUCAUCUCAAUGACCACCGUUGGUUAUGGUGACAUGUGUCCCAUCACUGUACCGGGAAGGAUUCUUGGAGGAAUUUGUGUGGUUAGUGGUAUUGUUUUAUUAGCCUUGCCAAUCACUUUUAUUUAUCACAGCUUUGUGCAGUGUUACCACGAGCUCAAGUUCCGAUCUGCUAGAUAUGGUAGAAGCCUCUCUGCUGAAUUCUUAAAUUGACCAAACUUACAUUUUGUUGUAGUUACUUGCUAAGCUUUGUCUUAGAAGACAACGGUGGAAGGUCCCUUUGCGUGUCCUCCUUGACUGGAUGGUCCUAUGGAACCACAUUCUCACCAGCCUGGAGAAAGCCCGUCACCAUUCAGACAGGAAGGAUGGCCAUCGGCCUUGGGCACCUUGCAGAGAGAGGGAGCAAAGGUUCAAAUUCGAGAGAACAAAAUUAACAAAAGAAGAUCCAGAGGUCCUCCACUAGACCAGUCUGGUCUUCAGUUUGCCUUUCCACACAAAAGCAGAAUGAAAAAAUGGGCUUGAAUGCCAUUCCCAUAACUACAUCGGAUACUAUUCUAAGCAACAUGUAGCAGAAGUUUUUCAAAGAUUUCAGUAUCUAAAUGCUCUGUAGAGGCAUUGGUAACUUCUUGCACUUAGAUAACUAAAUUAGAUGCUGAAGGAGAAUCAUUGCUACUUUUAAGUUUUGCAACAGAUUAGAGCUGGUUCUGUAACUCAGGAAAGAUGAGGAAGACCUGUAGGGCAAAAAGUCUUGCAGCCCCAUCCUGAUCUUGGAUGCUGCACACAAAACUGGUGAAGCCUGUGCCAUUGCUCUGAAUUGGAUAAUUCAAAGAAGUGCAAGAAGUGCACCUCUGAAUAUUGUACCAAGGACUUCCUUAGACCAAAUUAAAUUCUUCUCUGGAGCCAAAUUAUUAGUAGAAGCAAGUGUUACACUUUACAGAUCAGCAGAAAAAAAAAUCAGACAUUGAUAAAUAUAUUUUCUGGUAGUUUAUUAGAGGAGCUCUCCAAAUUUUACAUAUAUUUAGUUCAAUUCCAUCCACCCAAAGUUACAUACUCAUGAGCAUAGAUUUUCCCUCCC